Molecule: messenger RNA, 1419 nt
Organism: Didymodactylos carnosus
Lineage: Eukaryota; Metazoa; Rotifera; Eurotatoria; Philodinida; Philodinidae
Source: the annotation of a GenBank genome assembly
AUGAAACUGGCGCUUAAGGGUCCAGUACCUGGUCUUCAACCUCAAUUUUUCUUUGGUAAUUUAUUGCAAACUGGUAUUCUGUCCGGUAAACCCCUUUUCCAAGUAUGGUCGGCAUUUCAACAGAAGUACGGCGAUGUGUUUCAAUGGUAUUUCGGACAACAACGAGUUCUUCUAUUCAAUCGUAUAGAGCAUGCACAAUAUAUUCUGGGUAAUCGUCAGUUAUAUGAUUUGUCGGUCUUGACCGAAAAAACGUUCGGUCUCUUAUUUCCGCGCAGCCUAUUAGCAAUAAAGGGUUCUAUGUGGAAGCGACAUGCUCGUGUUAUGUUGCCGAUGUUGAAAAAAGCUAAAAUUGUACCCUAUUUACAAACAAUUGUAGAUUGUAUUGAUAAUUUAAUUCAGAAAUGGCGCGAUGAAUCACAAAAUCACUUGUAUACAAACAUAGUAAAUGACGCACAAGACUCUCUGCUAAAUGUAAUCGGCAUAAUCGCUUUUGAUUAUGAUCUAAAAAAUUCAACAAUGGUGCAUGCGUUUAACGAUGUAAUAAGCGUUAGUACCACUUUAAUCUUACUUGGUGGUCUACCUGAGUUCAUGGGCCGUCUCUAUUUAAGAUUCAAUUCGAAAUAUCAGAGGGGCCUUCAACUCCUCAGGCAACAUAUUAAUGAUAUAAUCAAACAAGAACAACAACGAAUCAAGAAUAAUGGAACUGAGAAUAGACGAAAAAAUCUUGUAUCGCUACUUGUGUCAUCGUUAGUCGAGGAUAACGAAAUUUUAAAUGAUGACAGUAAACAGGGUUUGACACGUGAUGAACUAUUCGACGAAGUUUUUCUAUCCGUAUUGGGUGGAUUUGAAACAUCGGCAACAACAAUUUCAUGGUUCAUUUACUAUAUGAGUAAAUAUCCUGACAUACAACAAAGAAUAAAACAAGAAUUGAGAUCGAAAAAUAUCACUCAAUACACAGUUUUAACAUCGGAGCUAGUGGAUGAAUUAGUUUAUGUUGACUGUGUCAUGAAAGAAUUAUUUCGUUUCGCCCCAGUCCAACCAGGAGUAGGUCGAAGUGCUCAAGAAGACGAUGAAAUUGAUGGUAUUAAAAUAAAACGAGGCGAUGUUGUUCUUAUAGGAACACAUAAUAUACACCACGAUAAGCGUGUAUGGUCAUUGGACCCAGACAAAUUCAUACCAGAGAGAUUUCUACAAGAAGAUAAAACAUAUCCUCCAUAUGCCAUGCUUCUGUUUGGUGCUGGACAUCGGGCGUGCGCUGGACAGGACCUUGCACGUUUUGAACUGAAAUUAAUAAUAGUGCGUUUAAUGCAAUUUGUGACAUUUAUCGACGGUGGUAAGGACAAUUCGGGAGGAUAUCUUCAGCGUAUCACCGUUAUUCCAAAACAUUUGGCCGUUUAUAUGAAGUUUGAUACGACAUAA